Osmia lignaria (orchard mason bee) is the source of this 2472-nucleotide messenger RNA. It is a transcript of the gene Osi9, whose product is annotated as DUF1676 domain-containing protein Osi9. Lineage: Eukaryota; Metazoa; Arthropoda; Insecta; Hymenoptera; Megachilidae. The record is from RefSeq and is a predicted model, not a curated record. Gene Ontology annotation, cellular component: membrane.
UUCAGUGCUCUCCAGUACGCACGCAUCUCGCGGCGUCGAGCUACCAAAGUUGUGGUGGUUAACGCUAUUAAUCCAUUGAGAAAUCCUCGACGUUUAUCGUCCGUGAAGGAGUAGAAGAAGACGAAUUUUACCCUCCUCUGAUUCGCAUCGAAUCGCGCGAUCGUAUUCCUCUCUUGGUUCUCUUGCGCAAGAAAGAUGAGACUGAUCGCUUGCUGUUCCGUGUACCUGGCUCUGCUAGUGGCGAUGGCCUCGGCAAGGUCAGCCGAUACCAACCCGACCAGCAACUCCAUUAACGAGGAAACCGCCAGGUCAACCGGCAACAGUAACGUGUUCGGAGAUCUGCGACAGAUGUACCAGAUUUACAAGGAGUGCGCAGACGAGGAGCUCAGUCCCUGCCUGAAAGUGAGACUGUUGUCGGCGAUGGACAGGGUGUCCAGGAGCUCCCAGUUGAACGUCGCGGACGGGGUGACGUUCGUUCAAGAGGAUCCUACCUCUGGCGAGGAGGAAGCGCCAAAAUCCUUCCAAGAGAUCGAAGCCAACCUUCCAAGGGCGUUGGACGACAAGGAGGAAGCGUUGAACGCCAUGAUCUACGACAAGGUCGUGAAAUUCUUUCAGAGUUACACGCUGAAGCUGAAGUUACCGAACGUCGAGGAACUUCAACGUAGCCUCGUGGAAGAAGGUCGUAAGAAGAAGAAGAACAUGAGCGGUCUGUUGGCCAUCCCCCUGCUGAUCGGCGGCACCCUGGUGCCCUUGGCGUUGGGCGCGCUCGCCCUUCUAGCCGGCAAAGCGUUGAUCGUCAGCAAAUUGGCGCUGGUCUUGGCUUCCAUCAUCGGCUUGAAGAAGCUAGUGUCCGGUGGCGGGGAUCACGGGGGGCACGAGGUCGUUCAAGUGGCCGGAGGGCACGGAUCGAGCGGAUGGGCGAGAUCGAGUCACGAUCUCGCUUAUUCCGCUUACAAGCCGGCGUCUCGAGAAGUUCCGGUUACGUUUUGCUCCCCUCGAUUCAUCUCCAUUCGGGUGAUUAAAAUGUUCAAGUACGCGAUAAUCGCCGCGGUGAUCGCCGCUUCGGUCACGGCUGCACCAGCCGCACAGGACGCCGUCCAUCAGCCGUCGAUCCUCGAGGAAGCUCUGGACGUUUACUCCUCCUGUUCCGGGGAAGAGGAUGUCUCGGUGUGCCUGAAGCUGAAGGCGCUGCGUUUCGUCGACAGAGCAGCCCGAUCGGCCGACAUCGAAGUCGUCGACGGAUUCAAGAUCGUGCAGACCGACGAGGCUAAGAACAGUCGGGCAGACAACGCGAGGUCCUUGAACGACAUCGAAAGCACCCUGCCCACUGAAGUCGUGGCUAAGGAAGCUGCGAUCGAUGAAGCUAUCUUGGACAGAGCUGGCAAGUUCCUCUCCACCCACACCGUGGAACUGAGUCUUCCCGAAGAAGUCUCCCGCUCGUUCGAUGAAGCACGUGGAAAGAAGAAGAAGAUCGUGAAAUCCCUUCUGCCGAUCCUGCUUCUCUUGAAACUGAAGGCUGCAGCUCUGAUCCCCAUCGCCCUGGGUGGUCUGGCUCUCCUAGCCCUGAAAGCCCUCGUGAUCGGCAAGAUCGCUUUGAUCAUCAGUGCGAUCAUCGGUCUGCAGAAGCUUCUUGGCAACAAGCAGCAGAGUUACGAGGUCGUCGCUCACCCUGUCCACUCCUACGGCCACGAAGAGCACCACGAUCAUCACGGCUGGGCGAGAUCGGCUGGAUCCGAGCUGGCGUACAACGCGUACAAACCAGCCGAGUAGCUCUCAGCAGUGACACCACUUCGUUUCAUCAACUCUCUACCUUCGUUCGCCAAAGUGAUCGUUCAGCCGGUGGCGAUCACCCGACGGCUGCGCGACUAAGUCCCUCGACAUUCGUACGGAAACGACCCAGGAACGACCGUACGAUCGGCAAUCGUUUCGUGGAAACACGCGAACUCUACGUGACUAGUGACAAAACGUGACGAACCGUGACGAUAGACUCUGUUCACCAGUGAGAGAGGCUGUUCGAAUCAGACACUCUCGGUGUCGUUCGAAUAAUUUGCAUUGGGCUCCGUUUAUAUUCAAUUGUAUCGUCAAUUAAAUGUCUCAUUUUCCUUAAAGGAAAGUGAACACGCAUCCUUCGAAUGGACACGAAGAGAACGGUAACUGGGAUGAUGGUACGGUUGAGUAUGAAUGGAUCUUAAUACGGUGACGUUAGGACAGAAACAGAAUACAGAAUGGACUGUAAGGACAGUGAAUGGUGGUAGUCGCGCAGUCUCGAGCAACCGGUGCGGUAAUCGUUCAGAGGUCGAUGCUUCGGAACGAUCUCGAUCGGAGAUCCCGGGUCCAACGCGGCCGGACUCGUAGUCAGUACCUGCACAGGGCCACCAGAUUUCAUCCAAUGAUUAUUUAUACACCGCCCCAAAGGGGUUGCCAUGUAACUUAUCAAAUUAUUUAUAAAUAAAUCUUAAUUUUAUACGAAAA